AUGGAUGAGAACAACAUACCCGAAUAUUGUGCUGAUCCAACGGUGGAAGGUGGAGUUAUAGCUGAUUGGAGGAUAUGGAAUAAGCUGGUUUCUGAAACUGGUGUUGGCUGGAAUAGUGAGUUAGGCACAAUUGCAGCUAGCGAUGAGUGGUGGAAACAAAAAAUUCAGGAAAUUAGAGGAGCUAAAAAAUUCAGACAUGUCGGUAUUGAGCCGUCGUUGAAGAAUAAAUUUGACCGAAUGUAUUCUAACAUUGUCGCAACUGGAGCGUAUGCAUGGGCUCCUUCAUCAGGUGUACCUGCUGGUAGUGAUGUCGAUCCUGGUACAAGCAAUGCCGACAUUGCUCAUGAUGGUUUGGAAGAGGGCAGUGGUGAUUUGGAGGAAGAUGUGAUUCCAGAUUUCCAGACUGACAUGGCUCGAAUGGUUGGAGGGAUAAAUAUGUCUAACAGCAGCAACACAACAAGCGGUGGCAAAAGAAAAGAACGAGAUCAUUAUGAUGUGCGAGGUAGAAAGAAGAAAACAGCUGGAAUUGGUGUUCAACUGCUGUCAAGGUGCAAUCAUCUACUUGAGAGUAUGUCGACUAAGAGUGAUUCGACUUCUUUGAAUAUGGAUCGCGAAGGUUGUAGUAUUCGCAAGGUGAUGGAUGAGCUGCACUCAAUUCCUGGAGUUUCAAUUGAAGAUGAGUUUCAUGACUUCGCUACGGAGUAUCUCAGUUUAAGAAGGAAAAGAGAAAUGUGGGCUAGUAUGGGUGAUAAGCAACAAAAGUUGAGAUGGUUGCAACGAAUGUAUGCACGAACUAAACGUGCUUAG
This is a messenger RNA of Populus nigra (black poplar), 807 nucleotides long. RefSeq lists its product as uncharacterized. The record is from RefSeq and is a predicted model, not a curated record. The transcript has 3 exons. The coding region runs from base 1 to 807 and encodes 268 amino acids. NCBI's taxonomy places the organism in Eukaryota, Viridiplantae, Streptophyta, Magnoliopsida, Malpighiales, Salicaceae.